UGCUUACUCAUGAGUACCCUUGAGCCUUGAUUAUUUCAAAAUUAUGGUCUGUAAGAAAGUUACAGUUGUAGCUACAGAUAAUUACUAUCUCGCGUGCGUGGAUAGUAUUGCUUUUCAACUCCUAACUAACUGCGUCCGAAAUGGGUGAUUUCUACGUAAUCAACGGGUUUUUUUACGCAAAUUUUAGAAACACUGCCUUUGGAUGGAUUUGAACCCACGAUCUCUGAGUUCGCGUUAUGACGCCUUACUUAAAUGAGAUUUUACACCUGGAGUAAAAAUAUGUAAUUUGACGAUUUGUAAAACCGGUUCAGAGAUAAUAAAAUGUUCGUUCUGGGACAGGCGCGCACGCACAUCAUACAGCAAAUGAUCAACUGCUCCAGAAAUGAUGUCACGCUUCAUUACACAAUAUAGGGAAUUCCCGAAACCUGAAAUCAUCCCGAAUCCAACAAUUCCGAUAAACCCCGGGAAAUACCGAUAAAAUGCAACGCAUGCGCAAUAGCGACUAACGGGAAUAAUGCUAACAUCAACAAAAAUAGAAUUGAGUAAGGGAAUUCCCUUACUCAAAAUAUGACCUAUAGUAAAAAACAAUAUUAGUUGGUUUAGAAAUAUUCCCGAUGAUAUCAAGACCCAGGAAAUGUGUACCAGAGCAGUUCAAGAGGAUCCCCGAGUGCUCUGGGAUGUACCGGAUCAUUUAAAGACCCAAGAAAUGUGUAUUAGAGCAAUUCAAGGGAGGGACUGGCUGCUCAGGUAUGUUCCGGACUGGUUCAUUACUCGGGAAAUGCGAAGGGAUAAUAUUUAUCCUCAAUUGCUCGAGGAAUAUCGACAGAGGAAAGCGGCAUAGGCUAGGAUUGGGGAUGAGCUGGCUCCAAUAGCGUGGCAUCCCGAUAGGGCCAUGGACUGGUUUUUUCAGAGGAUGAAAAGGCCGACUUUGAGCUCUUGUGGAGUAAAUAAUGAAGGAACAAUGCGAUGACUCUGUGGACGGAGGUUCUUCAUAAAAGUUAAGCUGCUAUGCUGGUACUGCUGGUAUGAGUAUAUUACGUAUAACGGUGGCCACUGUCCAUGUACCCGACCUUAGUUGACCCCCAAUAUUACCAAAAUAGAGGAUGUUCAAAUUCGGUAACGAGAAUGUUAAUUCAAGAGACUUUUAUGUCAAAGCGAAUCCACUAAAUAUGGAAGAUGUAAAUAUUGAAAAUAUCGUGCUAAGUGAUGCUAUUCCAGCCUCGCGUUAUGUUGAGGGUUGCUCUCUUACCAUGUCAUUCGAUAUCUAUAACCAUCCCGAGUGGUAAGAGAAGUAUGAGAGUAUCCUGACCAAGGUAGAGUCCUUGGAGUGUCAUUGUUUCACCACCCCUCCUGUGAAAAAAGGUAAAUACUUCACCACCAAAGUGAAGGUGUGGGAGGGUAAAAUUAGAACUGAUUUGCAUUCUAAAAAAGUACCACUAGAACAAAGCUGCGAGUGCAACGCCAUAAUAAAGCUAUCUGGCAUCUACAAGCAAUGUUUUACUAUAUGCAAACCUACUUGGAGGAGUGCAAGUAUAAGGUUGUCAAGUUUUAUGGCACCCGAUAUCUUAGUGAUUCUGAUGACGAAUCCUUCGUCGUAGUAGACUAAAUGUGACAGGUUUUAGUAUGCUGUUGAUCCAGCAUACCAAAACAAAAGGAUGUUCAUUACCGAAUUAAAAAAGGAAGCCAAGGCGUUAGGUAUCCGUAACAUUUCAACCAUGAAUAAGGCCACCCUUAUCGAGGUGAUUCGUAAGGUUAAAUACAAGGAUGCCUCCACUCAAACCGAUGGCCCUUACUGCGAACCCUGUUCAUUGAUAGCAUUGGAUGAACGUCUUAAAGGUUCCCUCCGCCGUUUUAAUGAUGCUACCUAAUAAUGUCCUAUACAUAUAAGUAUUAAAGAAAGUAACAUUCGUUUUUUACAGCAAAGUUUAGUACAGCAAAUAAUUGUAAAUAAACUUUCAAAUUUUGAGCUACCUCAUUUAAUGUGGCUUUAUCAUGCUCACGCUUCUUCUCGAACUUUGAAUUCAUAAUGGCUGCAUAAUUGACGUCACAAGGACCAAAGAAUUAUAGGAUACCUCACGGUGAUAUAUUCUACUGACUAAUUCAUGUUUAGAAUGCCUUGUUGAUAUGUUUCGAAGUAUUAAGUAUUUAUGAGAUAUAGAAGAUUCAUUAGCGCUAGAAAAAAAUUUUGUUGUUUGCUUAAUGCAGAAUUAUUUGUUUUCUUUUAAAAGCAACACGUUUGUUAAGUACUGUAAUCUUCGGAUGAGUCGGAAUCAAAAUAUUCUAACGUUGUACUUGGCUUCCAGUUUAAACCUAAACGUAGGGGGGGAUUUAUCGGACUCAUCGUGGGUGACAUAUGACAGUGAUAGCGAUGGGCAAAUAGCAGAAUUAAGGAUUAACCUUGACGCUACGUCGUGGUGUAAAUGCAACAAUUGCCGUCAAAUGAGCUCUGAAACUGAAUGUUUUUGCUGUCACGAACUGGAAUCAAGACAUGUAUAACCUACAAGGUGUGUACUUUUUAGCGGCAUAUACGAAACAUUAUAUGUUGAUUAUUAAGUUAUUAAAAAUAUAUUCUUUAGAAAUAAACUGUAUAGUCAAUCACGAAGAUUUCUACCCGAUUGUUUUAAGGAAAGGAAAUCUCUGGACUGCUUUGGUUGGAAUGUAUGAUAGAGAAUCGACGUAUCUUCCUCCAAGAAAUGACGUUCCCAAUAAAACAUACUGCUAUGCUGCUUACCGACAGUUCACGUGGUGGGUUCACAACAGACUUGGCAAAUCUGUGCGAAGGGUCAUCCCGUCAUGUGCAGAGACAAAAAUUCGUGAUGCUUAUCCAGAGCCUGACGGGGUAUACACAGGAUAUAUGGAAGGGCGUGUAGUUCCUGAAAAUGAGUUAACAUGGGUUUUCCAUGAUGCCGAAAAUGUAUUUUAACUUAAUUAAAAAAAUAAAAAAAAUAAAAAAAUAAUAUGUACAAAUUACAUAAAAUAAAAAGUAAAACAAAAUUAUGUCAUUUGUGAGUAUUUAAUUGAGUUUUCAAAAAUAUGCUCUCUACAGGACCUUUCGGCAGGGGUAAUAAAGGAUCGUUUUUUUCCCGGACGGCAAUUACAGGUGCCUUUCACCUACCAAUUAUAUUAACCCAUAAAAUCACGUGACUUAGUCUUCUUUAGCAACAAGACAGCACAUUUUUUUCCCUUUCCUUUUCACCUCGCUAAUAAUCUUUCGUGGUUUGUUAUCAAUCACUAACCAAAUCUGUUAAGCAUGGUCAACAAACAAAUCGAGAAAGAAUUAUUUAGAGGUAACCCUUUCGUUAUAAACAGACCCUUCGUAAUGACUGACCGCUUACGCCAGGUCGGGUUGUUUUGAUUCUAUCACGGAUCAAUUUCAUUACCCGAGCAGAAAGCGGUAUAAGAGACAAGGCCUGUGCGUCUCAUGAAGCCCUUGUUUCUUAGGUCAUCCCUUUACCCACACAACAUCCUUUCUUAAUACGAUACUUCGAAUCCUCCACUGGAGAGUAGGGACACCCAAUCAAAAAUCAUGUUUACAAUAUGAAAAAGAAAAUAUUUUUAAAGCUAAUUAGAAUUGUGAUAGCGGAACAACUUCUUUAUAAUUAAUUUCAUAUAGAAAUCUCGCUUCGUCGUUUUCAUGCUGCAAGACGGUGUGGUUUUGGCUCUUGUGACGUCAGGAGGUAUCCUGAUGUUUUUUCAAGAUUUUGAAGCGUGUUUUUAAUGCUGCAAUAAUGGCGGACCUCAAACACA
This is a messenger RNA of Hydractinia symbiolongicarpus, 3747 nucleotides long. RefSeq lists its product as uncharacterized. NCBI's taxonomy places the organism in Eukaryota, Metazoa, Cnidaria, Hydrozoa, Anthoathecata, Hydractiniidae. The record is from RefSeq and is a predicted model, not a curated record. The coding region runs from base 2489 to 2923 and encodes 144 amino acids. The transcript has 3 exons.